Messenger RNA from Carassius carassius (crucian carp), 902 nucleotides. It is a transcript of the gene c5h9orf85, whose product is annotated as chromosome 5 C9orf85 homolog. The transcript is spliced from 4 exons. NCBI's taxonomy places the organism in Eukaryota, Metazoa, Chordata, Actinopteri, Cypriniformes, Cyprinidae. Bases 140 to 613 code for a protein of 157 amino acids. The record is from RefSeq and is a predicted model, not a curated record.
AAAAGUAAGUGGCGAUAUUAUCCACACAGGAGGAUGCAACGCGCCAAAAAAAAGGGAAGAAGAAGAAGAGGCCACGUGGUUUCUAUUUAGAUGAUUUAAACGGUCAGUGUGUGUAAAUUACGUAUAUUUUAGCGUUAAAAUGAGUUCUCAAACAGAAAAUGUUUCCCGAUCGCGAGGCCAAAAACACCAGAAUGUAACUGCAUUCAAAAAUGACAAGUAUGGAGCCAGUGCACAAGUUAAGAAAGCCAAAUCAAAGGUCCGUGAUGGUCUGUGCCAGCACUGCAAAGAUGUGCUAGAAUGGAAAGUAAAGUACAACAAAUACAACCCCCUUACACAGCCACGAAAAUGUGUAAAGUGUCUUCAGAAAACCGUGAAGGAUGCCUAUCAUAUCAUAUGCAAGCCAUGUGCACUAAAGCUGGAGCUUUGUGCAAAAUGUGGGAAGAAGGAAGAGUUUGUCAUUCCACUUGACAAGAAGGAAGAAGAAGAGGUAAAGGAUACCAGCCAGCCAAAUAAAGGGAAGAAACAGAAAAAAAGAGACCAGGAGGAGGAUGAUGAUAACGGAGAUUUUGAUGACCUGGGCUUCAGUAAUGAUGACUAUGAUAGUGAUUCUUGACUGUGAUUCUGUAAUCGCGUUUGGUCUCGUACUGUAUCGUGUUCCUUGUCAGUGUCGUACACUUGCUUGGGCAUUUGUUGUGAUAAACAGGAAAGUGUUUCCAAGUGCCAACAAGACACAGUGCAAAGAUGUACUCUUUGAGAGAAGCAGUCAGUCAGCAGAAGUUAAAAGCAGCUCAUAAGUGUAUCUAUUUCUUGUCCCAGUAUUUAGCACAGUUGUCGUUGUUAGGAAACGCUUGUUUUGUUUACUGUGUGGAGAUGUGCUGAAAUCACGUUUAGUCUUGUACUGU